GGUUGGAAAAUGUGGUUGGCUGCUACCACUCACAUCCUGGUUAUGGAUGAUGGCUGUCAGGCAUUGAUGUUUCAACUCAGAUGCUUAAUCAGCAGUUUCAAGAACCAUUCUUGGCUGUUGUGAUAGACCCUACAAGGACUGUUUUUGCUGGUAAAGUGGACAUUGGAUGUUUUAGGACAUAUCCAAAAGAUUACAAGCCACCGGAUGAGCCUGUCUGUGAGUACCAGACCAUACCACUCAACAAGAUAGAAGAUUUUGGUGUUCACUGCAAACAGUACUAUUCUUUGGAUAUAACCUAUUUCAUGUCAUCCCUGGACUCUCACCUCCUUGAUCUACUUUGGAACAAGUACUGGGUCAACACAUUGUCUUCGUCACCACUUCUGGGUAACAGGGAUUAUGUUGCUGGACAAAUCUUUGAUUUAGGUAAGCAUUCCCCUUGUAGAAAUAUUUCUGGGAACUUGUUUUCUGGUUAUGUCUAGUUUGGCCUUGCAAUAAAUAGAGAGAGUGAUAACUACUUUCGUGCUACACGACUGAUAAACUAGAGCAAGCUGAAGGGCAACUGGCACGCGGUCGAUUUGGCAUGCUUAUGCCAUCACAGCGAAAGAAACAGGUCAGUUCCUGUGUUCAUGCCCUUUAAACUUGGUUAUCCUCAGUGUACACCACUAUCCUCUUUGCUCGUCUGAAGUUUCACAAAGCCGGUACUAUUUUGGGGGCUGCAUAAUCGUUUCAGUUUCUGCAUCUUUCAUGUGCCAUAUCAAUAUCUGCUUGUCUGUUUAGCACACCCUCUGUUCCUAAAACUGGUAAAACGUCUCUCAUUUAGGAACAGAUGUAUUAUCAUGUUGUUUGUUUUGUUAAUUUUUUAUCACUUCCCAUAGUAAAUGGAUGGUCCUGUAUGUCUGAUUGUCAAACUAUUGAUAUAAUGAUGGAGUUCCAUUAGGACAAUUAUCACUCCCUAUUAUAUGAUGUUUUGCAUAUUUCAAUAUGGGCUACAUACGGGUUGAAAUGAGUGAACAAACACACUUAAACGUGUCUACAUACAUUUAUUUUAGAAAAAAGUUGGAACAUCUUGUAAUAGUGAACGGAGGGAGUAACUAACCU
This is a messenger RNA of Hordeum vulgare subsp. vulgare (domesticated barley), 1098 nucleotides long. RefSeq names its product COP9 signalosome complex subunit 5-like. Gene Ontology annotation, molecular function: metallopeptidase activity; deNEDDylase activity. Lineage: Eukaryota; Viridiplantae; Streptophyta; Magnoliopsida; Poales; Poaceae. The transcript has 2 exons. Gene Ontology annotation, cellular component: cytoplasm; COP9 signalosome. The record is from RefSeq and is a predicted model, not a curated record. Gene Ontology annotation, biological process: protein deneddylation. Bases 81 to 479 code for a protein of 132 amino acids.